UUGCAAAGUUUGAGGAGGCCAAUAUUUCUCCCCACCUUCUAUUUGCUGUGAGCAGACAGUUGGUGAACACUUGACGGCUUCAUUUGCAAGGACACGCCCCCUCUGACGCGGAGUAGGACGUCCUGACUCCGGCCAGCCCGACCCCAGACCCAGACCCGGACCCGGACCACUGGUUGAGUGCUCCACUUGUGUCGGGAGUCCAGGAGCAAGAUGGAAGUGUUGCGUGAGGACUCCCGCUGACUCUUCCAGGCUGAAGGUCGGGAUCAUUGGUGCGCUUCUGGAGACAAUUGGUCCUCCAGCAGAUGAGAAGUUGGGAAUUGUUGCCACAUUCCAGCAGAUGAGAAGUUGGGAAUUGUUGCCACAUUCCAGCAGAUGAGAAGUUGGGAAUUGUUGCCACAUUCCAGCAGAUGAGAAGUUGGGAAUUGUUGCCACAUUCCAGCAGCUCCUAGCCGGCGUGUCAGCGCGGGCGUGACGUCACAAUGCUGCUCGCCCUGGUGGUCGCGGCUCUCCUGCGGCUGCCCGCGGACGUGCAGGCCAGCGGCGAGUUCUGCCACGGCUGGCAGGACCCCCAGGCCGGCUGGAAGGAAGGCUUCCAGUGCCCGGAGAAGAUCGACGGGCUGGACGCCAUCAUCUGCUGCGGGAAGUGCGAGCUGCGCUACUGCUGCUCCAGCACCGAGGCGCGCCUGGACCAGGGCGGCUGCGACGACCACCGCCGGGACCCGGGACCGGGGACCGAGAGCAAGGAGGCCGAGGACUCCGGUGCAGUGCCCAUCUACGUGCCCUUCCUCAUCGUGGGCUCGGUGUUCGUGGCCUUCAUCCUGGUGGGCGCCGUGGUCGCCAUGUGCUGCUGCCGCUGCCUGCGGCCCAAGCAGGAGUUGGCCUCCAUGGGCGGGGCCUCAGGGGGGGCCCGCCUCCUGGAGACCAUUCCGAUGAUGUCCAACACCUCCAGGGGAUCGUCGUCCCGCCAGUCCAGCACCGCCACGUCCUCCGGCUCCUCCGCCACCCCCCGCCCCCCUGGGCCCCCCCUGCUUCGGGCGCAGGCCACCUGCUGCCUGCCGCCGGACGCCAGCGUCUUCGUCAACAUGCCCACCAACUUCUCCGUCCUCAACUGCCAGCAGGCCACGCAGAUCAUGCCCCAGCAGGGACACUUCCUGCACCCGCAGUACGUGGGCUACAUGGCCCCGCCUCCCGCCUUCAUGGACCCCGCGCAAGGCGGCUACAGACCCCUGCGCUCCCCCAGUCCUCCUCAGGUGGGGGCCCAGCACAAGAACCCUCCAGUCACCGUCUGAUCCUCUCACCUUGGAGCUGGACAAACAUGUCGUCUGUUUGCUGUCACGCCAGACACUAAAUACUUGCAAGUAUCAGGGGGGGGGCGGGGCUUCCUUCACACACUGGCUGUCUGUCUCUCUGUCUGUCUGUCUGUCUGUGUGUCUCUCUGUGUGUGUGUAAUGAAGUGAGCACAGGUGACGUCUGGGAGGCUCCGCCCACCAGCUGGUAAAAGAGACACAAGUAGAAAGUUCCACUAAAACAUGUCCACACCUACAAGAUGCAGUCACUUCUUACCCUCUUUCUUACCCUCUUUCACACUUGUUACACUACUUUGUUACCCUCUUUCUUACCUUAUUACACUACUUUGUUACCCUCUUUCACACUUGUUACACUACUUUGUUACCCUACUUCACACUUGUUACACUACUUUGUUACCCUCUUUCUUACCUUAUUACACUACUUUGUUACCCUCUUUCACACUUGUUACACUACUUUGUUACCCUACUUCACACUUGUUACACUACUUUGUUACCCUAUUUCACACUUGUUACACUACUUUGUUACCCUACUUCACACUUGUUACACUACUUUGUUACCCUAUUUCACACUCGUUACACUACUUUGUUACCCUACUUCACACUUGUUACACUACUUUGUUACCCUACUUCACACUUGUUACACUACUUUGUUACCCUAUUUCACACUCGUUACACUACUUUGUUACCCUACUUCACACUUGUUACACUACUUUGUUACCCUACUUCACACUUGUUACACUACUUUGUUACCCUACUUCACACUUGUUACACUACUUUGUUACCCUAUUUCACACUCGUUACACUACUUUGUUACCCUAUUUCACACUUGUUACACUACUUUGUUACCCUACUUCACACUUGUUACACUACUUUGUUACCCUAUUUCACACUCGUUACACUACUUUGUUACCCUACUUCACACUUGUUACACUACUUUGUUACCCUACUUCACACUUGUUACACUACUUUGUUACCCUCUUUCACACAUGUUACACUACUUUGUUACCCUCUUUCACACAUGUUACACUACUUUGUUACCCUCUUUCACACUUGUUACACUACUUUGUUACCCUAUUUCACACAUGUUACACUACUUUGUUACCCUACUUCACACUUGUUACACUACUUUGUUACCCUACUUCACACUUGUUACACUACUUUGUUACCCUAUUUCACACUCGUUACACUACUUUGUUACCCUACUUCACACUUGUUACACUACUUUGUUACCCUACUUCACACUUGUUACACUACUUUGUUACCCUACUUCACACUUGUUACACUACUUUGUUACCCUAUUUCACACUCGUUACACUACUUUGUUACCCUAUUUCACACUUGUUACACUACUUUGUUACCCUACUUCACACUUGUUACACUACUUUGUUACCCUAUUUCACACUCGUUACACUACUUUGUUACCCUACUUCACACUUGUUACACUACUUUGUUACCCUACUUCACACUUGUUACACUACUUUGUUACCCUCUUUCACACAUGUUACACUACUUUGUUACCCUCUUUCACACAUGUUACACUACUUUGUUACCCUCUUUCACACUUGUUACACUACUUUGUUACCCUAUUUCACACUUGUUACAGUAGCGAUGAGAUCAUGCUGGUGUCUGCAGGGAUGACUUUGUAAAACAUUGGACUUGUUUGAGAACAUUUUUGUCAUGUGAUUGUGACCCAUUCAUCCUUUGUUACCUUUUAUUUCUCACCUGUUACCUGAUUCAAUACUUCUUGCCCCAUUUAAUAUUUGACAGGACAAACAGGAUUUCAAAAUAAAAGCCCACAGGGAGGAGAGAGUGUUGAAUGGCUGCAAGUGUGGUUUAAAAUAAACAUUUCACUGAG
Molecule: messenger RNA, 3162 nt
Organism: Nerophis ophidion (straightnose pipefish)
Lineage: Eukaryota; Metazoa; Chordata; Actinopteri; Syngnathiformes; Syngnathidae
Product: protein shisa-2
Exons: 2
Coding region: 480-1289 (269 amino acids)
Source: RefSeq, a predicted model, not a curated record